UUCGUGGACUGCGUGACCCUUGAAAAAGAAUUGCCAUCUUGUGAUGGUGAGGGAGUGUUUGUUUUGUGUGUCGUCAUAUUCGCUCUAGUCGUCAAGAACACGUGACGUAUCCACAGGGCGUGUUCCGGUAUAUAAGGCUCUCACACUUGGCUGACUUGCACAGAGACUCACCGUCACCAAGACAGAAAGGAUAUCAAUAUGAAAGUCACCGUGUGUCUCCUUGUCGUUCUUGCCCUUGUGGCUCUGACCUCGGCCGGCUACGGCAUUGGCUACGGUGGAUAUGGAGGUUAUGGCUUGGGCUACGGCGGCUAUGGCGGCUACGGUGGCUACGGACUUGGAUUUGGCAUAGGCCGCACCUACUACUUCGACAACCAGAGGGCGGCGCCUUACUUCGGAUAUGGUGGAUACGGGAUCGGAUAUGGGGGCUUUGGUGGCUACGGCGGCUACGGCGGCUACGGCGGCUACGGCGGCUACGGCGGAUAUGGUCUCGGCUUUAAGGGCUAGCAUCUACGGCUGAGGGAGUCUUCUGCAUAUUCUGAAGGACCGGGACCUACGGCGUGGUGGAAAACUUUUGACCAGCGAGCUGUGUGUUAUAUGUGACUAUUUUCAAUAAAUG
Messenger RNA from Dermacentor silvarum, 616 nucleotides. Its product is annotated as neuropeptide-like protein 31. The transcript is spliced from 3 exons. The record is from RefSeq and is a predicted model, not a curated record. The coding region runs from base 199 to 504 and encodes 101 amino acids. NCBI's taxonomy places the organism in Eukaryota, Metazoa, Arthropoda, Arachnida, Ixodida, Ixodidae.